Ctenocephalides felis (cat flea) is the source of this 3684-nucleotide messenger RNA. RefSeq lists its product as uncharacterized. The annotation marks the transcript as partial. NCBI's taxonomy places the organism in Eukaryota, Metazoa, Arthropoda, Insecta, Siphonaptera, Pulicidae. Gene Ontology annotation, molecular function: nucleic acid binding. Gene Ontology annotation, biological process: DNA integration. The transcript has 3 exons. The record is from RefSeq and is a predicted model, not a curated record.
GGUACAGAAUUACGACAUGAUUUGGGUGCCAAGGUAAUCAUUAGUGCCAACUCUCUGGCGUUGCAAAAAGUGGCCAGAAAUUGGACAGGCGAUAUUACUUGCUUGGCAGCUAACACACAAGGCCGAACACCCAGUGCACAACUUGCACUGAGAGUUCGAUAUCAAAAUUUUAAUAAGCCAGACGAAGUCGAGUUGUUAAUCGGUGUCGACAUAUUUUUUGAAAUUCUGUUAAAUGAGAAAAUUAUGCUUGGAAAAGAUAAACCAGUGUUACAAAAUACAGUUUUCGGUUGGGCUGUAGCUGGAAACUUCGGAAAUAAUUCUGGUCCAGUUGAUAACUUAACGGCUUCUAUUAAUCACGUCCACCUAACAAACUCUAUAGCAAGGUUUUGGGAAAUCGAUGAGGUAAAUGACAGUUAUUCGUUAUCAAGCGACGAUGAAAUUUGCGAACGUCAUUUUUUGGAAAAUGUUUCUAGAGAUAUUGAUGGAAGUUAUGUGGUUGCUUUGCCUUUAAAGCCCAGUGCUGAUGUAAAUCUUGGUUUAUCAUUACAGCAAGCUAAACGUCGAUUUUUGCAUUUAGAAGCUCGCUUCAAAAGAAAUAGUAUUUUAAAAAAACAGUACUCUGAUUUUAUCAACGAAUACAUCGCAUUAGGUCACGCAGCUGUAACAAAUUUUGAUCACUCCGGUAUGCAUUAUUAUCUACCACACCAUGCGGUAUUUAAAAGGGAUUCUGACAAGAUCCGCGUAGUUUUCGAUGCUUCUGCCGUAACUUCAACCGGAAAUUCUUUAAAUGACGUACUUUAUACGGGUCCAAAGUUGCAGCAAACUGAUAUAGUUAAAAUGUUUCGCCAAAUUCGAGUUAGAAAAGAAGACCAAGAUUUACAACGCAUAUUGUGGCGCGAAGGUCCAAACGAAACCUUAAAAUGUUUGAAAUUAACAACUGUCACAUAUGGAACUGCCUGCGCUCCAUACUUGGCAAUACGAUGCUUGCACAAACUAAUCUGCGAUGAAGGUUCGGCUUAUCCACUCGCUUGCGCAGCGCUGCGUAACGAUUGUUACGUGGACGAUUUAAUAACGGGUUCCGAAACUUUAGAGCAAUCGGUUAGAUUAAGGGACGAAUUAAUAGCAUUAUUUUCCAAAGCAAAUAUGUCUCUCCAUAAAUGGGCUGCAAAUGAUGAUAAAAUUUUAAAAUUUACAUCGUUGGAAAAUGAGCAUUCUGAAAUGUUUGAUAUAACGGAUGAUAAGUCUUCCGUAAAGGCAUUGGGACUUUGUUGGAACCGCGUUUCAGAUUCAUUCGAAAUCCGUACCAAUGAAAUUAUUAUCGAAACAAAAUUAACCAAACGAAAAAUUUUAUCAUCAAUUGCAAAAAUUUUUGACCCACUUGGUUUGAUUUCCCCUUUUGUGGUAAUUGCAAAAAUAAUGAUGCAAGAUUUAUGGCAAUUGAAAAUUAGUUGGGACGAUAUAAUCACAGACAAGUCAAUACUUACUCGUUGGACGCAAUUUGUAAGCGAUAUUACUAUUCUAAAUGACAUAAAAAUACCACGUCCUUUAUUUUUACGAAGCGAAAUUUGUCACUUACAAUUACAUGGUUUUUGUGAUGCUUCGAUAAAGGCAUAUGGCGCUUGCAUAUAUGUGCGCACAGUAUAUCAAAAUCAACAUACUUCUGUCAAUUUACUAUGUUCCAAAUCUCGAGUCGCACCGAUCAAACAUGUUACACUUCCCCGUCUUGAACUUUGCUCUACACUAUUAUUAGUUAGGUUAUAUAAUUCUAUAUGCAAGAUUUUUAAACAUAGGGUUCAUGACAUAUUUUUCUGGAGUGAUUCAAGUAUUGCACUCACUUGGAUUAAUACUUCCCCAUCAAAACUUAAGUCUUUUGUUGGAAAUAGGGUUUCCGAAAUACAAAAGUGUACAAAUGUAACUUGGCGACAUGUUCCAUCGGCCGAUAAUCCUGCUGACCUUAUUUCACGCGGCGUCACUGGUGUUAAACUACGCGAUUGCCACCUUUGGUGGUGUGGACCUCAAUGGUUAAAAUCAAAUAUAAAUCUUUGGCCAGAAAUAUUUAAUGUUAAUGAAACUGCCAAUUUGCCUGAGCAGGAACUUAUUCGUAAUACCCUUUUGUGCACUCCUUUAUUAAACGAAAUCUUCACAAAAUUUUCCAAUUUUAAUAAAUUACAGCGUGUUGUUGCUUUUUGCUUAAGAUUCAUUAAUAAUAGUAAGAUAUCUCGCAUACAAAGAAUGGUCGGACCACUAACAAUUGAAGAAUUAAAUUUCGUUUCAAAUCAUCAAAGAAUGGCCGGACCACUAACAAUUGAAGAAUUAAAUUUCGCUUCAAAUCAAAUUAUUCGCAAAAUCCAAUUAGAAAAUUUCAAAACGCUGAUAGAUAAACUUCAGAACAGAGUCCUAAACGUGUCGAUUGACAAGCAUUUACUUGAGCUCAAUCCCUUUCUUGAUGAGCAAAAUAUUUUACGAGUGGGCGGGCGACUGGAGAAGGCAAAUAUAUCAUAUGAUCAAAAAUUUCCCAUCAUACUUCCCGCAAAAAAUCACGUGACAGAUUUGAUAUUGUUACAGGAACAUCAACGCUUGUUGCAUGCCGGUGUGCAAACCGUUCUCGCAAAUAUUCGACUUCGUUUCUGGCCUAUUAAUGCCCGAAAUAGAAUCAAACAAAUAAUUAAAAAUUGUGUUCGAUGUUACCGGCAUGAUAAUCGUAAUAUGCAACAGAUAAUGGGAAAUCUCCCAAAAGAAAGGGUGAACAUAUCCAGACCUUUUCUAACUACGGGGAUAGAUUAUGCCGGUCCAUUUACACUUCGAGUGAGUAAGGUACGGAAAGCACAGCGAAGCAAAGCAUACAUCGCGUUAUUUAUUUGUUUUUGUACAAAAGCUAUUCACUUAGAAUUAGUAACUAGCUUGACGACUGAAGCUUUUAUGGCGGCUUUGAAGCGGUUCAUUUCUCGCAGGGGUAAAUGCAACACAAUUUUUUCCGAUAAUGGCACAAAUUUUAUUGGAGCGCGUCAUGAGUUGCAUCAACUUUAUAAGUUAUUCAAAAGUGAUAAAAUUAGAUCAGAAUUGGUAGAUGCUGCAUCUAUCGAGGGGAUAGCUUGGAAAUUCAGUCCACCUCAUGCUCCUCAUUUUGGAGGUUUGUGGGAAAGCGCGGUUAAACUCGCAAAACAUCACAUUCGCAGAGUUAUUGGGAGUUCUUGUCUAACCUACGAGGAAUUUACUACCGUUUUAACUCAAAUAGAGGCAGUUUUAAAUUCUCGUCCAAUCACUGGCGUCUAUGAAAAUCCAUCUGAACCCACGUUUUUAACACCCGGACACUUUCUAAUAGGCGACGCGUUAACUGCUUUUCCUGAACCAGCACUUGUAGAUAUAAAUAUUAACAGACUUUCAUUAUGGCAAAAUCUAACAAGAUUAAGAGAUAUGUUUUGGAAAAAAUGGUCUAUAGAUUAUUUAAGUUUGUUACAAAAACGAUACAAAUGGCAAUUAGAAACACCUAAUAUUAAAAUAAAUGACGUAGUGUUAUUAAAGGAGGAUAACUUGCCACCUCUAAAUUGGUUAUUAGGGCGUAUCACAAACGUAAAUCCCGGUACUGAUGGUAAAGUACGCGUAGUAACCGUAAAAACCAAAGCUGGAAUUUAUGUGCGGCCUAUAACAAGAAUAUGUCCACUACCAAAUGGAGAUUUUAAUUAA